This is a messenger RNA of Dermatophagoides pteronyssinus (European house dust mite), 648 nucleotides long. RefSeq names its product 60S ribosomal protein L10a-like. Lineage: Eukaryota; Metazoa; Arthropoda; Arachnida; Sarcoptiformes; Pyroglyphidae. The record is from RefSeq and is a predicted model, not a curated record.
AUGAGCAAAUUGUCACAACAAGUGGUAGAAGAGGCCGUUAGAGCUGUUCUCAAUCCGGAAAAGAAAAGAAAUUUCCUUGAAUCUAUUGAUUUACAAAUAGUCAUCAAGGAUUACGACCUCAAACGAGACAAACGUUUCAACGGUACUAUUCGCUUACCACAUGUCAUUAGUCCGAAUCGAAAGGUCUGUGUUCUCGGGACAGACGUCCAUUGCGAAGAAGCCAAGAACUGCGGUCUUACUUGUUUGAAUGUCGCCGCGAUGGAAGCAAUCAACAUGAACGCCAAAGUUGUUAAGAAGCUAGCCAAAAAGUAUCACUAUUUCAUGUGUUCUUCUUCUUUAAUCACCAUGAUUCCCAAGUACUUCGGACCCACUCUUAACAAGCUUGGAAAGUUCCCUGCUAUUAUCACUCCUAAUGACAAGCUUGCUGACAAGUCCACCGACUUGAAAGCAACUGUGAAGUUUGUCUUCAAAAAAGACACGAGCUUGGGAGUUGCUAUUGGCAACGUUAACAUGACUGAACAAGAACUCACAGAAAACUUACAUACAGCUAUUAACUUUUUGGUGUCUCUCACCAAAAAAAACUGGCAUAACAUCAAAACUAUGCAUAUCAGAUCCGCUAUGGGUAAACCCCGACAAAUUUACCCUUAA